Molecule: messenger RNA, 1565 nt
Organism: Teleopsis dalmanni
Lineage: Eukaryota; Metazoa; Arthropoda; Insecta; Diptera; Diopsidae
Exons: 6
Coding region: 106-1500 (464 amino acids)
Source: RefSeq, a predicted model, not a curated record
GUUGUUGCGAAAUUAGUAACGCAACUUUAAAUGGUCUGAGUCUUUUACAGUUUGAGUUUGACUUUGCAAGCUUUUCGGUUAACUAGAAAAAAUGAUUGUACGACAAUGCAGACAAAGAAUUUUAAAUUAUUAAAUAUAUUAGUGCUGUUGUCGAUUGGAAAUAGUGUACUUAGUGAUGAAUACAAUCAGGAGGAAUGGAUAGAACCGAAUGCAUGGGGAAGAGAAGCCAGUUUAAGUGCUUUAAAGCGUUUAAAUGACGCAGCUGAGGAUGACGUGUGCCUUAAAUGCAAAAUACCAAAUAUUAAUAAUGAUGCUGCCGUUUGCCCAGUCAGUGAUAACACAGUUGCAUUACUGCUUUUUAAGAAAUUCGUUAAAAACUUAUUUCAACGCAAUAAAUUUGAAUUUGAUGAAUUUACUUCUAUCUAUAAACGUUCUCUGGAAUUCACAAUUAAAGCUGAGCAAUUGGAGAAGCUUGAAAAUUUAAAUGAUCCACGCGAUUUGGAUACGGUUUUAACGGAAGUUUUCGCUAAUGUUCGCAAUGUCAAACAAAUCAAAAGUUCCUUAACAGGAAAUGACUGGUUAAGACCAUUUUUGAAUUUCUUGAAGGACUACAUGCAUUUGCUGCAUACAUCAGAGACACAAUUCUUAUUAAUCGCUAUUGCCACAGUUAUUUUUGGACGUAUUUUGCACAAACGUUACAAAAUUGGAGUCUUUGUUAUAAUUUUAGGUGUUGUAUUCCUGUCAGGCUAUGUCAUAACAUAUUUAGAAUGUAAUCGGGAACUAGAAAAUACUCAAACUAUAGCGGCAAUAAAAAAUAUUGAAGAAAAAGAAGCAAUAAAAGAUGUGCGUUGGUAUAAUCCAAUCAGUUGGUUUGGCAAGAAGGAAGAAACAUUAAGUGAAAAAAUAAUGAAAACAAAAAAAAUUCAUAUAAAAUUUUGUCGACCCGAUCAUGUGCUUUUAAUGUAUUUUAAUGAUUUAUUACUGAAACAAUUGCAGUUCGUCAUUGAAAAAUGUACAGAUACUAUGGCUGUUUUUAGAGAUAAAUUACCAUUUGGCUUGCAUUAUUUUGCGGACAUAUUGCUAUUAGUGCUGCUUGGUUAUCUUAUAAAGCUUACAUUUAAAUAUAUAUUAAGUCCGAGAGCGUGGUCUGUUUUGUUGCACCGCCCUAAACAUCAAUCGAUAGACACACAUCCACCACAUUUGCAUGGUGUGCCGCAAUUAACGGAAGAUAGAAUAUCGGGUGAAAAUUUAAAAUUACUUUUAAAUGUUAUAAGUAAUACACCUAAUAUUAAUAAUGGCAUACAACAGAUAGCAGCUGCUUCUGGUGUGGAAGAAGUACAAGAAAUGUUAGAAGCUCCUACACGCUCUAGUUCAAAAUCCAAUUCACCUAAUUCUACUAUAGAUCAGAUUGCAUCCAGUGAAGUAGAAUCCAACGUUUUAUGUAUAGACGAACUAAAAUUGGAUAAUGCGGUUGAAAAUACUAGUGAAAUAAAAAUAUAAACAGAAAUUUUCGCAUGAAAAAAAAGAACUCAAAAUAAGUUAAGCAAAUUAUGCUUAUAAAUAUA